CUACUAUAAAGGGGAGCUGAAUCAUCAUCCAUUUUGAAGCUAACUUGUUGGUAUUCGCUAUUGGAUUAGCACUGAUUUCUUGACAUAUUUGUGGAUCGAUUCCGACCUAAUUUUCAGAAAAAUGGGUGGUUGUGCUGCACCAAAUUGUUCGAAUCAGUCUAAAAAUAACUUUAGGAUGUUUCGUUUCCCUAGAAAUGAAGAAAGACGAAGAAAAUGGAUAGUUAAUUCUCGUCGAGAUCAAUGGAUCCCGGGCCCAGGAGCGUAUCUUUGUGAGGUACAUUUUGAAGAAAAUCAAUUUGAAUGCUCUAGGCAAGAUGGGCGUAAAAAACUCAAGCCCAAUGCUGUGCCAACUCUUUUCAAUGUGCCUAAUCCCCCACAACUGUUGACCCCACAGCGUCUAAAAGGCAUUGGUUUACCAAAGCACCGUUCAGUUACAUCCAAUUUUUGUAAUGGUGGCUUGCUGCACAGUUUACCUUUAUCAACUGAAGCGAUUUCUGUUGCUGAACCAUCUGUUGUUUGUUUGCAAGAACAAGCUUCAACUUCAUCUUGUGAUAAAAUGCCAUCUAUUUGUGAAGGAUCUCAUGUUUGUUUGCAAGAACAGCCUUUAGCCUCAUUUUGCAAUGAAAUACCAUCUAUUUGUGAAGGCUCUGAUGAUGUUCUUUUAAGGAAUUUUAUAAAACAGCAGACUGAAUUGAUCUCGCUUCUGCAAUGCCAGAACAAAAUAUUACUGAAAGAACUUACAGCAACCAAAAAAAAAAUGAAAUUAAUGUUUUAAAAAAAUGGCAUAGCACUGAAAUUCAACUUCAUGACCUUCAAGUACAGCAUGAGGAAUUGCUGAAAGGAGUGAAAACAUUUCUUUCAGAUGAACAAAUAGCAAUGUUGAAAAUUCCUCGUAGAAGCAUUGCAAAAUGGUCUAACGAGGGAAUAAUAAAAGGCCUCAAAGUUAGAUUUGCCUUGGGCAAGCAUGGUUAUAAUUACUUGCACAGAAUAGGUUUUCCUGUGCCUUCAUACAGCACUUUAAAUAAAAGACUUCAAGGUCUUGAAAUGAAUUUUGGAGUCAUCAGUGAGAUGAUUGAACCUUUGAAAAUUAAAGGAGAAAAAAUGAAUGCUAGUGAUAAAGACUGUAUUUUAUCAUUGGAUGAAAUGGAGAUUUCUGGCAAUCCUGAUUUUGAUAUUUCAAAACGUAAAUUUAUUGGUAAAUGUACAUUAGGAAAUCAAAAGGGUGCAGGAAAUCACUAUUUAGUUAUUUUACUAAGAGGUUUGAAGCUGAAAUGGAAGCAAGUGGUUGCCCAUGAGAUAACUGGACAGGUAACAGGAUGCCAGCUCAAACAACUUGUUGUCAAUGUUAUCGAAGCUGUCAAUUCUGUUGGAUUUAAUGUUGUUGGUAUUGUUAGCGAUAUGGCAGCAGUAAAUAGAAGCCUGUGGAAUUCUUUGGGAAUAUCUGUUUCUCGAAACCAAAGAAAUAAUUUCACUACUGAAAUUAAGGGCAAAAUUAUUUAUGUAUUUGCAGAUGUGCCACAUCUUUUAAAAAAUCUCUGGUCUGCAACUCUUAAUCAUAGUAUAAAACUGCCCAGUUAUGUUUGCAAUAAAGAAAAUUUGGUUACUUUGCAUGUAUCUGCAGGAUUUAUAAAAGAUAUCUGGAUUACUGAAACAAACCAAAAUUGUGGUUUGAGAACUAUGCAUCAUCUCAGCAAAGAAGACCUCUUCCCCUCACAUUUUGAUAAAAUGAAUGUUGCUUCUGCUGUGAGGUUUUUUUCCAAUUAAAACAGCUGUGGGAUUGGAGAAGGCAGUAGCUUUAAAAGAGAUAAGCCCUAAUGCUCUUACAACAGCAUGGUGGAUAAGAUUUAUAUGUCAGUGGUUUCAAAUGCUAUCCUCUAGAUGUAGAAAGAACUCAAUUUCUGUGACAAAUAAAAGCAAAAAAAUUGAGUUACUUUUUGAAUUUAUUAAUGUUAUACAGCUUAUAGAAAUUGGUAAAGGGUGGAAACCAUUACAUACUGGUUUGAUUCUUUCUACUUUAUCAGCCAUACAGUUAGCAGAGGCAUGUUUUCUGAAUGAUUUUCAGUUUAUUUUGACGAGCAGAUUGACACAAGAUGCUCUAGAAAAUGUAUUUUCUCAGAUACGCAGAAAAGCUGGUUUGAGGCCAAGUGCUUUGCAAGCUGUGAAAGCAUUAAAGCUUAUCUGUUUAUCUCAGUUUAUAUCUGACAUUAAGAACUCCAGUUAUGCUACUGAUUCAGAUAUUUACUUAUUAAACUAUGCGAAAGAUGAAUUUGAAUUUCUGAAGGAGAAAAAAGCUUUAGAGCCUGUUACCAUACCAGAAGUUUCUGAUGUAUCUCUACAGAAUCUCACCCUUAGUGAGGAAAAUAACGUCUGUUAUAUUGCAGGAGCUGCAAUAAAUUCUGUUUUGAAAAAUGCUUGUAAUUCAUGCUCACAGUUUCUCUUAGUUUGUGAGCAAAAUACUCCUUCCAUUGAUGAAAAUAAGCAGUACAUAAUUAAUUUUGCAAAUUUAGGUGGGCUUAAAUGUCCUUCUCCAGAAAUUUUUAAAUUGUGCCUUCUGUGUGAAAAAAUAAUUCAAAAUUUUCGAGACGAAAUAAUACAUGGAAAUGUAACUAUGGAUGUGGAAUUUGUUAAUAUGAUUUGUAAGAAAGCAGGCGAGGUAAAUAUUCCCUCCUGUUGCAAUAUCAAAACAAAGAUAAUAAAAUAUUAUUUGACUGCCCGUGGAAUUGGUCUCAAGAAGCUUCUUCAAAAUAAAAGGCAGCAGCGGCAAAGUUUUGCAUCUCCUGCUUUUAAAAGGAAGAAAGUAAACUAGAAUCUAAUCAAGAGUUUAAGAAGUUUUUGCUGUUCAGUUCUGUCUGUAAAAAAGUAGAGUAGUUGUCACUGAAAAAUUGCUGUUUGUCUCUUCGAAUAAUAAUUAGGCCCACCAACAGCUGAAUGGUUAAAGUUACUGAAUGCUGGGAGUUCCAUCUUCUGUUCUAUUUCCGAACAGGCUGGCUGCAUGGUUGGUUUUUUUUGUGGUUUUUCCCCAUGUGUAAUGUGAAUACAAGCCAGUUCUCCUUAGAAAGUCCUCUACAAUAGAAGAUCUCAUAGUCAGCUAAA
Stegodyphus dumicola is the source of this 3093-nucleotide messenger RNA. RefSeq lists its product as uncharacterized. Gene Ontology annotation, biological process: regulation of transcription by RNA polymerase II. The record is from RefSeq and is a predicted model, not a curated record. Lineage: Eukaryota; Metazoa; Arthropoda; Arachnida; Araneae; Eresidae. Gene Ontology annotation, cellular component: nucleus. Gene Ontology annotation, molecular function: DNA-binding transcription factor activity; RNA polymerase II cis-regulatory region sequence-specific DNA binding.